AUGGCGGACGGAGUGGGAUGUUUUGGGAAGACACAGAAAAAAAAUGAAAAAUCCCUUAAAAAAGAACGUCUAAGAAACUCCAAAAUACUCCUAGGAGAUAUAAGAGACAUUCAUCCUAGUGUACGUCGUCUUUAUGAGCUUGGACUCCCCGAAAAUCUCUCAAAAUGCGGCAGUUUUUUUGCGCCAUUUGAGUCCACUCCAGAAGAGUUUGACAAACUUCGUUUUCAGAGGCAAACUUUCCCUCAAUGGAAAGUCCAAAGAGAAUUCCAGAAACUCCAUUAUCGACAGAGAUUAAGGUUAAAGAAGAGAAAGAUUUACAUCUUACCAAUAGGGCCUUUUCCUAGCUUUGUUUUAAAGAAGAUUCUAGGUUUAGCGUCGUCGCUUUUUGAACUUCUUUCAAACUUUGUUUCCGUGUUUUACGCGGGAUUUUCGGUCGAAAUGUUGGAAGUUAAGGAUUUGGGCGAGAUUCCUUGUCAAACUAGAGUACAUCCAGGAACAGGGAAACUACAAAUUUUAGUUGGAGAUGUUUUGUCAUACCUAAAGGAACAUCGCCCAAGGGAUGGCUUUUGCAUUAUUGGUAUUUCUUGGCAAGAUCUGUAUCCAGGUGAUGAAUGGAACUUUGUUCUUGGUGAAGCAUCAUCUGAGGAUGGUUGUGCUGCAAUAAGCUUUGGUCACUAUGAGCCAAAACCUUCAGAAAAACUGUCUACAUUGAGAACCCUAACUAAUGAUAAAGCCAAUUAUAAGGCCAGCCAUAAGGCCAAUCAUGAUGAGAUGUUAGAAGGAAAUGCUGCAAAGAGUCAGAAUUUUGACAGCAAUAAAUUAGAGUCUUCUUCGUCAGUGGAAAAGAAGUGUGUGAAUAACCCACAUUUAACAAGAAAUGAAAAUGGAAUAAUUGAUGACAAAAUUGAUAAUGACAAUCUUAUAAAGCACUCAAAGAAAGAUGUGGAUUAUGUUUCAAGUAAGAAAAAAAAGGAGACUGAUGAUUUUGGGAAUCUUCAUGGACAAGAAUCUAACACUAGCACUAGACAUAGAUUCAUAAAUUCAAAAGGUAUUUCAUCUUUUGUCAAAAAUUCACUCAAUGAUUUACCUAUUGAUGGCAAUAUAAAUGAUUCAGGUGAGAAAAGUAGUGGCCAAAAAGAAUGCAGUGACCUUGAAAAUAAUUCUGGAAGAACAGAAAAAAUAGAUGUAUUUGAGAUCUGGAAAUUCUUUAGGGUUGUGAGUCAUGAACUUGGCCACAUAUUUGGUAUAACCCAUUGUUCUUACUUCUCAUGCGCAAUGAACGAGAGCACCACUAUUGCUGAAGCUGUCAAUCAACCUCUAUUCAUGUGUCCUGUCUGCCUGAGGAAAAUUCAGAAAGCUGUUGGAUUUGGUGUAGUGGAGAGGUAUAGUAGAUUACAGCAUUUUCUGGAAACACUUCACUCUGAUUUAUUACAAGGUUUGAGAGGUAAGCAUGAUAAUAAUAGUGAUCAUAUUCCUGGGGCUGAAAGAAAUGAUAUUGAUAAUUCUUUUGGGAGAGAAUUGGAAAAAUUAUCCAAAGCUGUUGAUUGGAUUGACUCUGUUCUCAACUUCCUAAAAGAUUAAUAAUAUUAUAAUUAUUUUAAAAGAUAAAUAUAUCUUUUACUAAAAUGAUGUAACAUAAAGAUUCUCUUAUACCCAAAACUUAA
This is a messenger RNA of Actinia tenebrosa (Australian red waratah sea anemone), 1664 nucleotides long. Its product is annotated as archaemetzincin-2. Lineage: Eukaryota; Metazoa; Cnidaria; Anthozoa; Actiniaria; Actiniidae. Gene Ontology annotation, molecular function: metallopeptidase activity. Gene Ontology annotation, biological process: proteolysis. The record is from RefSeq and is a predicted model, not a curated record.